UUCUGUGGCCUCGCCCAACAUUCGGGGCAUUUCUAUCCCUGACACAGGGACCUGGAUCUGGGUCCUGCCCUGGUCGGCAGGGACAUGGUGCCUCUUCUGCUGCUGCCCCUGCUGUGGGGGGGGUCCCUGCAGGAGCAUCCAGAGUACCAGCUCCGAGUGCAGGACUCCGUGACUGUGCAGGAGGGUCUGUGUGUCCACGUGCGCUGCUCCUUCUCCUACCCUUUGUACUGGUGGGAUUCCAACAAGACGCCCUACAUAUACUGGCUCCAGGGUGGGGACACCCCAAAUAACCGUCGUCCCGUGGCUACAAACAACCCACAGAGACCAGUGAAGGCAGAAUCCCAAGGCCGAUUCUUCCUCACCGGGGACCCCUGGGCCAAGGACUGCUCCCUGAGAAUCAGAGACGCCAGGAGGAGCGACGAGGGAGUCUACUACUUCCGAGUGGAGAGAGGAGAAGAAGUGAAAUAUACCUACACAGAUACACCGCUGAGUCUGCGGGUGACAGCCCUGACCCAGGACCCCGACAUCCACGUCUCGGAGCCCCUGAAGUCUGGCUGGCCCGCACAGCUGACCUGCAGCCUGCUGGGGUCCUGCGAAGGGGGAAGACCUCUCACAUUCUCCUGGGCGGGGGCUGCCCUGGACUCGCUGGACCCUGAGGCCCUGCACUCCUCGGUGCUGACCUUCACCCCGAGGCCCCAGGACCAUGGCACCAACCUCACCUGUCAGGUGCAACUGCCAGGAGCCCAGGCUACCCUGGAAAGAACCAUCUGGCUCAAUGUCUCCUGUGCUCCCCACAACCUCACCAUCAGCAUCUUCUUCAGCAAUGACACAGUGCAGAAGACCCUGUGCAACGGGAUGUCACUGCUGGUCCCGGAGGGCCAGUUCCUGCGACUGGUCUGCAGGGCUGCCAGCAACCCCCCUGCGGUGCUGAGCUGGUCCCAGGAGGGGAGGGCCCUGCACCCCGCCCAGCCCUCAGCACCCGGGGUCCUGGAGCUGCCCCACGUAGGGCCUGGAGACGAAGGGGAAUUCACCUGCCAGGCUCAGCACCCGCUGGGCUCCCAACACAUUUCCUGCAGCCUCUCUGUGCACAGAAGCCCCUGUUCCUGCAACAGUGUGACCCAGAAGCAAGAGGGCUCCUGGCCCGUGGUCCUCACCCUGCUCAGAGGGACCCUCAUGGGGGCAGGCUUCCUCCUCACCUAUGGGCUCACCUGGAUCUACUACACCAGGUGUAGAGGCCGCCAAGGGGCAGGGCUGAGUCCAGACUGAGCCUCCCUCCUUUGGGACUCGGGACUGAAGUGUGGCUCAGGAGCCCAGAGGACAGAUGUGGGGCUGCCAUGCUCAGCCUCUUCCAGGGAGCUCUCCGCCCAACCCUCUGCAGUGUGCCCCGAGGAGUGUAAUCUGGGGACGUGACCGAGUGAGAACGUGGGGAGGCCACACCAUCCCAAGAAGGGACUACUUAUGUUUCUAGAGGGGAUGUCGCCCACCAGGCAUUCAGGGCCCCAGGGGCCGAGGCGGGUGCACAGAAACCUCGCCACAUCCCGAAGGGGGACCUGUGGGGAAGGCCAGGGCGGGAGAGCCGGUCGGGAUCAGCUAGUUUGAGUCCUUCUGGGGGCCUUGGCCUGGAGGGGUGCCCCUCGGUGUCUGGAACCCAUCCUGGGGGGUACAAGGCAGGAGAAAUGUGGCCUCACGUGGGAGUGAGGGACCAGGGGUGCUUGGGGGACUCGGGCUGGGGACUGGCUGGUUUGGUCUGGAGGGAGAGCUCCUGCCAUCCUGAAGUCCUGGCCAGGCCUGGGAGGGGCAGGAUCCCUCCAGAUGCCAAGCUUUCAAACAUGUCAGACAUCACAGAUACAGGAAAUCAACCACCUGAACACCCCAUGGGCGCCGCCCAUGUUUGUGACCAUGCGUGUGUCCCUCUGCGCAGCCUGCCUCUCCUUGCUGGUGUCAGCCCUCCAGCCCCCCUGCUCUCCAUCCCCAGCCCAGCCCCUGAGAAGGGACUGAUCCUCAUUCACGGUUACUUCCCAUGACCCACAAUUGGCCUGCCCAUCCCCUGACUUCCUGGUCUCCCAGAUUCCCUGCUCAGUGUGGGCAGCCCUGCACAGUGGAGUCAGGAACACGUCUGCCCCAGUCCAACGACACCUACCUCACAAUAACUGCAAGAGAACGUCACAGUGUUUUUAAGUUUAUUUAUUUUCUUGGAGAGAGAGAGAGAGAGAGACAACGAGAGACAACCACAAGCA
This is a messenger RNA of Suricata suricatta (meerkat), 2237 nucleotides long. RefSeq names its product sialic acid-binding Ig-like lectin 14. Bases 85 to 1266 code for a protein of 393 amino acids. Gene Ontology annotation, molecular function: sialic acid binding. Lineage: Eukaryota; Metazoa; Chordata; Mammalia; Carnivora; Herpestidae. Gene Ontology annotation, cellular component: plasma membrane. The transcript has 7 exons. Gene Ontology annotation, biological process: cell adhesion. The record is from RefSeq and is a predicted model, not a curated record.